Lepisosteus oculatus (spotted gar) is the source of this 2900-nucleotide messenger RNA. RefSeq names its product allograft inflammatory factor 1-like (gene aif1l). Gene Ontology annotation, cellular component: ruffle membrane; actin filament. Gene Ontology annotation, biological process: ruffle assembly; actin filament bundle assembly. Lineage: Eukaryota; Metazoa; Chordata; Actinopteri; Semionotiformes; Lepisosteidae. Gene Ontology annotation, molecular function: calcium ion binding; actin filament binding. The record is from RefSeq and is a predicted model, not a curated record.
UUCUAACACGGAGCAGUAUCAGCCGCUGGGAGUGCGGGCACAAGCCUCACUCUCCCAGUGCGCCUCAGAGAGUCCAGCGGCCAGAAAGGCGCGCAGAUCGGGCUUUGCACGUUUGCAUUUUGCGAGGUUUUUAUUUUUGUUAACAAAAAGCAACCGGAAGAUGCCUUCAGAUCAGAACUUGCAAGGAGGAAAGGCAUUUGGAUUAUUAAAAGCCCAACAAAGGGAAAGGCUGGAACAAAUUAACAAGGAGUUCCUGGAAGAUCAGAAGUACAGAGAUGAGGAGGACCUGGAAGAGAAGCUAGACUCCUUUAAAAAUAAGUAUGCAGAGUUUGACCUGAAUGAUCAAGGAGAGAUUGACAUGAUGGGCUUGAAGAGGAUGAUGGAGAAACUGGGGGUGCCCAAGACUCACCUGGAGAUGAAGAAGAUGAUCUCGGAGGUGACGGGAGGGUGCAGCGAAACCAUCUCGUACAGGGACUUCGUCAAGAUGAUGCUGGGGAAGAGAUCUGCUGUCUUAAAACUAGUGAUGAUAUUUGAAGACAAGGCAAACGGAUCAAUCUUGAAGCCCAGCGGCCCCCCGCCCAAGAGAGACAUCGCCAGCCUCCCGUAGACGUGAGGAGCAGCCCAGGAGGCAGGGGCAGCCUGUGGACACACACUUGUCCCAUCCUGUGUCUUUGUAUCGGUGUGUGAAUAGAGCCUUAUUGUGAGUCGGGAUUCUACUGAUGAAGGAGACUCCUUGUAGGCAAGGAACUUGUCUUAGUUUUAAGGAGUCAGCAGAGUACAAAAUAAAAAUGUAGCUGUGAAGAAAAAAUGAAAAAAUAGUUUUAUUAUAAUAAGAACAAAUGUAUAUAUUUAUAUUAAGGAUAAUAAAAUAUUUUUAAUUACAGUACUCCAGACACCUUACACCCCUGUGAACUGAGUUUUGUGCUUUUUAUUGAAGUGAAUAAAGGCUGUUUUAGGAAAGAAACCAGAAGUAGCAACUAUCUUUUAGAUCAGUUCCACAUAGUGUAGCUAUUCAGAGGGAAUAGAGCAGUAAAUAGUAGCAGUGAGCAGCCAAGGCCUAAAUAAUAUCUAGAUAUGUAAUUUGUAACACCUAGUAAAUGGCUCCUGUAAUUAUACUAGUUUCUGCACUACUUUCAGCGAAGUGUUAUGAAAUAUGAAAUUUACCAGUGCUGUGUCUUACAUUCCAUAUGUGGAAUUCAUAACUCUAUAGUUCCUUGGACUCCCAUUGCAUGAAUGGAAGAAGGUUAGAGCCCUCUGAUUGUAUUCCGCCUGGAUGAGUCGGGCUAAUUAAGGCAUGGCGAUUAUGCUCAGCUUUCUGUAAUGAUGUAUGAUGUUUGUCACUUUGCAACAAAAAAGAAAAAGAAGACCUUUUCUUCUGUGUCACACAGUAAAGUUAAGAUGGCAAUUAAAAUGCUGCACGACUGCAAUACAAUAAAAAAGCACUGUAGUGCUUCAUUAAAUGUGGAAACCUUUGACUUUCCGCUGUAAACUUAAGGGCACAGUGUGCUUCAUUGGCAUGUGGAGCAUUUUUUAAAACCAGCUUGCUUUAUGUAAUGUGCUAAACUUCCUUUUUUUGUGUAAUGAAGUCUUGAUUCCAAAAGCAAACCCUUCCUUGACCUCAUAAAUUGGACAUGAGUAGUUGUCUUCAUUCCUUGCUUCCUCACAGUGCUUGCUUAUUCCUUUUUAAACUGAAGCAAUGGACUAAACUAAAAAGAAAAAGUCUCAGAAAAAGUGGACAUCUAUUAAAUAAAUGUUUUACUAUGAUAUAUUUCUAGAACGAAAUUGUGAGUACUCAUUUCUGUAUCUUACUCUCACUGUUAGUCCUGCAUUUUACAGACUCUUAAUCCAUAGCUUGUCAAAAGCUUCUGUUCCUGACUUUAAGUGAGGAAGUAAUUUAUGAUUAUGAGAAAGCAUUUUCACUUUGUCAGUAUUCAAGUUAGGAACUGGAAUUAAAAAGAUUAUUUGAUAUAAUUACAAGUUGUUUUGUACAUUACAAUAGCCAGACUGCCCAUAGUAAAUUCCUUUUUGUAGUACAGUUUUUCACUGAACUCAUGAGAAAUAUACUGAAGUAAAUGCUGUUCACUACACAUUUGUUUUCUUGAAGAACAGAGGUACCCUCAUAUGUAGGGUCAUCAACUUUCAGCAUUUAUUCCUGUCUUGAAAUCCGCUGGCCUUGAAAUGUCUCGUGUGCAAAGAAAAACAAAUCGGGUAACAGUGAAAUUGUCUUCUGUGAACGCUUAACUUUGUUCAGAAUAAAGACACUGAUACAGUGCUGGCUGAUUCAGAGCUAUAACUGCUUGUUGCCAAAACUGAAUCCUCCCACUGUUUUUAUACUUUGUGUUGAACAAAUUCCUGCACACCCACAGUCUUAAUGAAAAAGCAGGAUUGUGUAUGGGCUACAUCCCUUGACAGUGAGAGUGUUCAGAGAUCAGCUAUGGAUAACCAGAUGUUUCGGGAUCUUUUUGGACAGGCUUUGCUUUGCUUUCUUUAAGGCAAACAGGAAUGACUGAAAAGGAGCACAUGGCUGAAAUACAGUAGCUGUAAAUCGUACGUAAAUCCUACAUCACUUAAAACUUCUACUAUUAAAGUAUAUAAUAAUAUAUGAUCUAUAUAUUAUUAUAUAAUGCAUGUCGCUUGAUGUCCCAUUAUUUGUUUAAGGUGUCAUAACUAGUUAAUUGGUUUAUUUUUAAAUUUAUUUUUCUGUUUUGUUCUACAGUAUCUGUGCCUCUUUUCUUAUAUUAAAAAUACAUAACAUCAACUCUUAAAAGUUUGUAAUGUGUUAGUAUUACAUGUCUUAUACUUGUUUUCUCUGAAGCAAUUUAAAUCUCAUGUUCAGUAGCAAUUUUAAACACUGUAAAAUGCAGAUACACCAAAGGAAUAAAGCUCAAACUAAAAAUGUG